Messenger RNA from Vespa mandarinia (Asian giant hornet), 1894 nucleotides. It is a transcript of the gene Rbbp5, whose product is annotated as retinoblastoma binding protein 5. NCBI's taxonomy places the organism in Eukaryota, Metazoa, Arthropoda, Insecta, Hymenoptera, Vespidae. Gene Ontology annotation, cellular component: Set1C/COMPASS complex. The record is from RefSeq and is a predicted model, not a curated record. Gene Ontology annotation, molecular function: protein binding.
UAUAGUAAUAGUGGUAGUAAUGGUAAUAUAAAGUGGGCUACUUCUAUAGAGGAAAGUAUAAAAACAAAAUAGUAUACAAUUUUUAAUUUGAAAUUUAACAAUAUCGUAAAAAAAUGAAAUAUGGUAUGUGGAAUAUGGUAAGAAAAAAAAAAAACUUUGAUUACAUACUCAGAGAACUAACCUAUAUAAAUUCUGGAUUUUUCUCUGCACUAAACAUUUACUACACUUUUGAUGACAGAUCAACGUUAUAACAACAAUUGUAAUUGAGGAAAGAAAUAUAAUAUAAUUUUACAAAAAUGAAUUUGGAAUUAUUAGAAUCAUUCGGUCAGAAUUAUCCAGAGGAAUUUGAUGGUACAUUGGAUUGUAUAUCGCUUGCUGUGACAUGUACAUUUAACAAACGAGGAACCUUACUUGCUGUUGGUUGUAAUGAUGGUAGGAUAGUUAUAUGGGAUUUUCUGACACGUGGGAUAGCAAAGAUCAUCAGUGCACAUGUACAUCCAGUUUGUUCAUUGAGUUGGUCUAGAAAUGGGCAUAAGUUGCUGAGUGCUUCCACAGAUAAUAAUGUUUGCAUAUGGGAUGUUUUGUCUGGGGAAUGCGAUCAGAAAUAUAGGUUUCCUUCUCCAAUUUUAAAAGUUCAAUUUCAUCCAAGGAAUUUAAAUAAAUUUUUAGUAUGCCCAAUGAGACAUGCUGCUGUAAUGGUUGACGUCGAAGGCACACACAGGGUCAUACCUCUUGAUGAGGACAGUGAUUUAAAUAUAGUAGCAUCAUUUGAUAGAAGAGGUGAUUAUGUAUAUACUGGAAAUGCUAGAGGUAGAAUUUUGGUCUUAGAUGCAGAAUAUUUAACUGUUAAGGCAUCUUACAAAAUUUCACAAGGUACUGCCAGUAAUACGGCAGUAAAGAGCAUUGAAUUUGCAAGACGUGGUUCAUGUUUUCUUGUUAACACUUCCGAUAGAGUAAUUCGCGUAUAUGAUAGUACAGAGAUAUUGGCAUGCGGGAAAGAUGGUGAACCAGAGCCAAUUCAAAAAUUACAAGAUCUUGUAAAUAAAACAAUGUGGAAAAAGUGCUGUUUUUCUGGAGAUGGAGAAUACGUAUGUGCUGGGUCUGCCAGACAACAUGCAUUAUAUGUUUGGGAAAAAAGUAUUGGAAACUUAGUUAAAAUUUUGCAUGGAACUAAAGGAGAACUAUUAUUAGAUGUUGUGUGGCAUCCAGUAAGACCUAUCAUAGCUUCCAUUUCAUCAGGUGUAGUUUCUAUUUGGGCACAAAAUCAAGUAGAAAAUUGGUCCGCUUUUGCGCCAGAUUUUAAAGAAUUAGAUGAAAAUGUAGAAUACGAAGAAAGAGAAAGUGAAUUUGAUUUAAGCGACGAGGAUAAAUCUGUAGUACAGGGUGAAGAAGCUCAAGAUGAAGAAAUUGAGGUAGAUGUAGCAUCAAUCGACAGAGUUGCUGCAUUUUGUAGUUCAGACGAAGAGACGGAAGAUAUAGGUUCUCUUCAAUUUUUACCGAUAUCUCCAGAUGUAGAGGAUUCAGAAGAUAACCAAACUUCUCCUCAUGAACCACCAGUAAAGAAACAUCGUUCACAUAAUAUCGAUUUACAAGGUGCACCAACUGGAGAAACACAUCCCUUAUUGAAUAAAGGAAAGGAUAAACCUACUACAAAGAAAGGCAGACCUAGAUUAGAGCAUAGAAAAGGAAAAUAAUUUUUUUUAAUUAUUCAUCGUACUCACAAAAAUUAAUAAAACGUGUCUUAUCAUAUGUAUAUAUACAUCUAAGUCAUUUUGUAUUGAAAAGUGCAAAUAUUAUCUUAUUAAGAGGCAAAGAAUAUUUGCAAUAACUUUUCCAUAAACAUUUCUUACAAACAAAAGUUGUUAAUAUUCUCAAUGUACUGUAUAAAAAAAAU